GAGGGAUCGACCGCUGCCAAAGCUCAUAUUCCCGCACCGGAAUAUUUCGAGUAUACAUCGAGGGAUGCUAUCAUCUAUGCUUUAGGAGUUGGCGCUCAGGCGAAGACUGACCUUCGCUAUGUCUACGAAAUGGCUGAAGACUUUCUGCCAUUCCCUACCUUCAUAGUAGCGCCAGGCCUCAAAGCCGCUAACAUCAUGGAUUGGCCAGGCAUCGAAUUUGACUUGGCACGGAUUCUUCACGGAGAGCAAUACAUUGAGGUGUAUGAGCCAUUGCCGUCGGAAGCAAGACUGCGCUCGGAGGCGCGCGUUGUCGACAUCCUUGACAAGGGUUCAGGAGCACUGAUCUUGACAGAAGUCACCACAUAUGACGACAGCACCGGCAAAAAGCUGGCGAUGCAGCAAGUCUGUGUUUUCCAAGUUGGCUCGGGUAAAUUUGGUGGUCCACGGAAUAGCCCUCAUGAAAAAGCUGCGGCAGAAAUACCAUCUCGAGAGCCGGACGCAGUCUUUGAAGAAAAGACUUUUGUCGAUCAG
This is a messenger RNA of Ostertagia ostertagi, 531 nucleotides long. Lineage: Eukaryota; Metazoa; Nematoda; Chromadorea; Rhabditida; Trichostrongylidae. The record is from the annotation of a GenBank genome assembly.